Danio aesculapii is the source of this 1950-nucleotide messenger RNA. RefSeq names its product cell division cycle 25 homolog d (gene cdc25d). NCBI's taxonomy places the organism in Eukaryota, Metazoa, Chordata, Actinopteri, Cypriniformes, Danionidae. Gene Ontology annotation, molecular function: protein tyrosine phosphatase activity. Gene Ontology annotation, biological process: positive regulation of G2/MI transition of meiotic cell cycle; protein dephosphorylation; G2/M transition of mitotic cell cycle. Gene Ontology annotation, cellular component: cytoplasm; nucleus. The transcript has 13 exons. Bases 20 to 1330 code for a protein of 436 amino acids. The record is from RefSeq and is a predicted model, not a curated record.
GCAACUCUGAUUCAGCCCAAUGGCCGGUGAUGCGCUGGAGGUUUGUGAUCUGACAGCUGAAGACUCUUCCCCGGUCAACGAGCUCUCCUUCAGCCUGCAGAACCUCCAGUGUCAGGACGGUCUGAGUCCAAAGCGCUCGACCCCCAGAAAGCUUGUUUUGACACCUGAAUGCAUCGGUUCAUCACUCAAUACCCUCUCCAGGGAGAAAGAGACGCCAACAGUGAGAAGACGACGAGCAAGAAGCCUGUCUCCUGAAUCCACUUCAAACACGCCCAGGCGUCCGUGGAGGAACAAUCAGGACUUUCCUGCCAAUAAGGAGAAUGAGCGAGCCAUUAAGCGACUGCGCGUGCGUCUGUCCAGUAGAUUCUCCUCAUCUAAUGAAACUGAAACCGCGGGCAGAAACAGGAGACAAUACCGCAGUGAUCCAGAAGAGGACACCACUCACUCACGAGAAACAGAGGCGGUGGAUCCAAUGAAGCGACUGCGCGUGCGUCUGUCCAGUAGAUUCUCCUUAUCUAAUGAAACUGAAACCGCGGGCAGAAACAGGAGACAAUACCGCAGUGAUCCAGAAGAGGACGCCACUCACUCACGAGAAACAGAGGCGGUGGAUCCAAUGGCCGCUGUGAGAUUCCGUCAGCUGAUGUCACAGCUGCAAGCCCCGCCCACACCUGUCACUCAGGACGCAGUUGCUGACCUCACGCUCAUAGGAGACUUCAGUAAGCAACACCUGCUUCCUGUUGAGGGCGCAGGCCAUCGGGAGCAUCACUGCGUCAGCGCGCAAACCGUGGCAUCUCUGAUCAGAGGUCAGUUUGGUCCAGCGGUGGAGGAUUUUCUCAUUGUCGACUGUCGUUACCCGUACGAGUACCAGGGAGGACACAUUAAGGGUGCAGUAAACCUGUACACAGAGCAUCAGAUCCAGCAGGUGCUCCAUCAGGCCUCAGCAGGAGCUCAGGUGUCCGUCUCCACCUGCAGGCCGUGUGGACGAUCUGCAUCUGAUUCACUUCUAGAGGACGAGGAGUCGCCGUCACGAAAACUGAUCAUAUUCCACUGCGAGUUCUCAUCAGAAAGAGGACCUCAUCUGUGUCAGUAUCUGAGGAGGCUGGACAGAUGUGUUAACGUGUACCCGAAUCUGCAUUAUCCUGAGCUCUACCUGCUGCUGGGGGGUUACAAACACUUCCACGCCUCUUAUCCGGAUCUGUGUGACCCAUGCGGGUACGUGUCCAUGCGCCAGCGUGAAUACAGGGAACAACUGAACAGCUUCCUCAGGAGAAGACAAACACGACAGCGCAGACGACGGCCAAUCAGAAGACAUCAAAGAACAAAACAUUAAACAUACUGAUAUUAACCUUGCCACUCAGAAGAGGACAAGCAGGGCAUCAUGUUUGUUCUGUGUAAAUAUAGCAUGUGCCAUUCAUUUUAUGAUGACAAAACUGCAUCUUUUAAGGUGGAAGUGAUUACAUAGAGAUGCUUUUUGAUUGUGGCAAGUGCAUGUGAGUCUAAAAGGAUGUUAUUUAUAUUAGUCAAUGUUAAUAUAUUUAAUAACAUAAAUUUAUUUUAAAAAUCAUGAGUUAGUCAAUGAGUUAAGCAUGUUCAUUUGAGUAAUGUGUUUUCUUUUUAUAGCUUACUAUAGAAAACCUUGUUGAAAUGAAGAGAAUAUUAUUUAUUAGCCUUUUUUUUCAGAAUUUAAUAAUUAAUUAUAUAUUUUAAGGUAUAAAAGGCAAAAUCUCAGACUGAGAAAUGUACUAUCAGUGCCUUUCUGCGUGUUUUAGGGGACAUUAGUAAAAUCUUUGCUUUUUAUGACACCGCAAGUUUAUUUAACAUCAGUUUAUGAGGAACUUGUUACAUUGGGAAGAAUAAAAACUGAAUAAAACUAAAUAAAAUCUGAAUAAAACUAAAUAAAAUCUGAAUAAAAACUGAAUAAAACUAAAUAAAAUCUGAAUAAAACCUGAA